AUGAGACUCAUCCAAUUCGUUAUUGCUGCCCUUCCCGGUGCCAGCGCUGCCAUUGCAAGAGGCUUGACCGAUGUAUCAAAGGACAAUUGCGCUCGCGCCAUCACUGGAACUGCUCGACCAUCUCUGAUCGCCCGUUUGAAUGAAUGCGCCAUGUAUCAGGACGCCACCUUGUACCCUACCGCCACCACCAAGACUGUCUACGGUGCUACAGCAGACACCACUGUGUUCCCUGAUGGACCUACCGCCACGGUUGUGCACAACACGGUGGUGCCUUCCUAUGCAUCCAAGCCUUGCGGCACUACCGAACAUGUAGUUGCCUCUCGCUACGCUUCUGCAUGCUCAUGCGCCGGCUACACCAAGACCACCGUCACGGCUCCCACCUCGACUGUCACUGUCUCCACCACUGCCUCUUCCGCUGGCUCAGCGCCCACCUGUCGCGGCAUCACUGUGGAUUGUGCUAAUGGCCGUGGCCUCUGCCAGUACAGCGUCGUUGACAACGAACCCACCUAUGAUUUGGUUUGCGCGUUCUUGAGCAGCUGCAACUAUGAAGCUCAGUGCGAGAACGAUUCUGAUUGUGGUGCUGGAGAGGCUUGUGUCAAUGCUGGUUUCCUCUGUAGCAUCAACAACUGCGCGGCAUUGCAGAACUGA
Messenger RNA from Aureobasidium namibiae CBS 147.97, 648 nucleotides. RefSeq lists its product as uncharacterized. The record is from RefSeq and is a predicted model, not a curated record. NCBI's taxonomy places the organism in Eukaryota, Fungi, Ascomycota, Dothideomycetes, Dothideales, Saccotheciaceae. The coding region runs from base 1 to 648 and encodes 215 amino acids. The transcript has 3 exons.